This is a messenger RNA of Osmerus eperlanus (European smelt), 1646 nucleotides long. It is a transcript of the gene dntt, whose product is annotated as deoxynucleotidyltransferase, terminal. Gene Ontology annotation, molecular function: DNA binding; DNA nucleotidylexotransferase activity; DNA-directed DNA polymerase activity. The record is from RefSeq and is a predicted model, not a curated record. The coding region runs from base 1 to 1500 and encodes 499 amino acids. The transcript is spliced from 11 exons. Gene Ontology annotation, cellular component: nucleus. Lineage: Eukaryota; Metazoa; Chordata; Actinopteri; Osmeriformes; Osmeridae. Gene Ontology annotation, biological process: double-strand break repair via nonhomologous end joining.
AUGCUCCAAGCUUCAUCAUUGCAACUUGUAAGGAAGAGGCCGAGGCCAGCAGAGCUUGGCGCCCAGGGUCAGGGUCAAGUCAAGUUUAAAGAUGUAGUGCUGUACCUAGUGGAGAAGAAGAUGGGAAGCAGCAGGAAGACAUUCCUGUCCAGUCUGGCCAGGUCAAAGGGAUUUCGAGUGGAAGAUGUUCUCAGUGAUGAGGUCACCCAUGUGGUGGCAGAGAACAACCAGGCCAGGGGGCUGUGGGCGUGGCUUAAAGGUCACGGCCUGAGGGAUGUCUCCAGGAUGCAGGUACUAGACAUCGCCUGGUUCACGGACAGCAUGAAGGCGGGCAGACCUGUCACCAUGGAGACCCGACACCACAUUCAGGACACGUCGCCCACACUUACAGAUGUUUUGACACCAGCUGUGCCCCCAGUCUCUCAGUAUGCAUGUCAGAGGAAGACCACAACGGAAAACCACAACAAGAUUUUCACAGACGCCUUUGAGGUGCUGGCAGAGAGUUAUGAGUUCAAUGAGAGUGAGGGCCGCUGCCUGGCAUUCCAAAGGGCCUCCUCUCUCCUGAAGAGCCUGCCCUGGAGGGUGGACAGUCUGAAGGCCACGCAAGGCCUCCCCUGCCUGGGGGAACAAACCAGGGCUGUCAUAGAGGAAGUCCUUAUAUUUGGCCGCUCCUUGAAAGUGGAGGAGCUACUGAGUGAUGAAAGAUAUUCAACACUCAAGCUGUUCACCAGCGUGUUUGGAGUUGGACCCAGGACGGCAGAGAAGUGGUACCGUGCCGGGUGGCGCUCCUUCCAGGAAGUUCUGGCCCAGCCGGACAUUCACUUGAACAGGAUGCAGAGAGCGGGCUUCCUGUAUUAUAAAGACAUCUCCAGGCCUGUCAGUAAGGCGGAGGCUCAAGCCCUGGGGAUCAUCAUUGAGGAAACUGUCCGUGGGAUAGCAUCAGACAGCAUCUUGGCUCUGACAGGUGGCUUUAGCAGGGGAAAGGACUACGGCCAUGAUGUGGACUUCCUGUUGACAACACCUGACACUGAGAAAGAGGAGGGUCUAAUACUCAAUGUCAUGGACAGACUGAAGCAGAAAGGCAUCCUCCUCUACUCAGACUACCAGCCAUCCACCUUCGACAUGACCAAGCUUCCCUGUCGCAGGUUUGAGGCCAUGGACCACUUCCAGAAGUGCUUCCUGAUCCUGCGCUUGGAGUCAGGGCAGGUUGAUGGUGGCGUGCAGAAGGACUCAGGGGACACUCGUGGCUGGAGAGCGGUCAGGGUGGACCUGGUAGCCCCACCUGCAGACCGCUACGCCUUUGCCCUUCUCGGCUGGAGAGGUUCAAGGCAGUUUGAGAGAGACCUGAGGAGGUUUGCUCGGCUGGAGAGGAACAUGCUUCUUGACAACCACGCUCUGUAUGACAAGACCAAGAGAGAGUUUCUACCAGCAAAGACUGAGGAGGACAUAUUUGCCCACCUUGGUUUGGAGUACAUCGCACCCUGGCAGAGAAAUGCAUAAACACCUCUCUGUCUGACUGGAAUCCAUACAGCACAGCACACACCAAAGCUUACACAUAUAGAUUGUAUUCUCUGCUCUGGCUCUGUUGCUGCGCUUCACCACUGAUGCUUUAUAUUGUCAUUGGCUUUCUUGUUGGAAAUGCUGUG